This is a messenger RNA of Pangasianodon hypophthalmus (striped catfish), 3086 nucleotides long. RefSeq names its product selenoprotein O1 (gene selenoo1). The record is from RefSeq and is a predicted model, not a curated record. Lineage: Eukaryota; Metazoa; Chordata; Actinopteri; Siluriformes; Pangasiidae. The transcript has 9 exons.
AUUGGUGUCACUAAUCGUAACUGUUGUGAUUUGUCGGAUUUUAGGCUUAAAUCAGAUUUAACAUUGGUUCCUACCAGUGUGCUUCUAGGGGGACCAAAAACAAAGACGGACCGGAUUUCAGAAUGGCAAAAGUCAAAUAGCUGUCUACUCCCUAUAUCAAUGCACUACACUGAGUAUUAAAUAACAGUAUGUGCGCCCUAUGUAGUGCACUAUUUACUAAAUAAUGCGUCGUUUCUGGUCGUUCUGCUUUCUGUUUUUUAAGUUUCAGAAAUAUGACGUCUGUUUGACUUACCUAACUAGUUUUAGCAGAAGGAAGUCUGUUAAUGGCUAGCAAUGUACUCCGUUUAAUACGACCUCACAGUUUCAACUGCAGCCCUGUUUUGCUGAGGUUUUAUUCAAUGGACGGCAUGGGCACGGCGAUCGCGACGAGUGGUUCCCCGCUCGAGCGGCUGGACUGGGAUAACGUGGUGCUGAGAAAGCUCCCUGUGGAGGAGUCGGAGGCCCCGGGAGUGAGGACAGUCCGCGGCGCGUGUUUCUCCAGAGUGACGCCGCAGCCGCUGCAGAAGCCCCGCUUUGUGGCGGUGUCCGCUCCCGCCAUGGCGCUGCUCGGCCUCAGCGCGGAGGAGGUGAUCGCUGACCCGCUGGCUGCUGAGUACCUGAGCGGCUGCAGGGUGAUGCCGGGCUCCCAGCCUGCUGCUCACUGCUACUGCGGCCACCAGUUCGGCCACUUCGCGGGGCAGCUGGGCGACGGAGCUGCGUGCUAUCUGGGUGAAGUGAAAGCUCCAGCUGAUCAGAGUCCCGAGCUGCUGAAGGAAAACCCCAGCAGGCGCUGGGAGAUCCAGCUGAAGGGCUCUGGACUCACUCCUUACUCCAGGCAAGCGGAUGGACGUAAAGUCUUGCGCUCCAGCAUCCGUGAGUUCUUGUGCAGCGAAGCCGUCUUUGCCCUUGGGAUUCCUACCACACGGGCUGGCUCUGUAGUGACCUCAGACACACGGGUCAUGAGAGAUGUGUUUUACGAUGGCAGUCCGCGCAUGGAGAGAUGCUCAGUGGUGUUGCGCAUCGCUCCCACUUUUAUCAGGUUUGGUUCAUUUGAGAUUUUCAAGCAGGAGGAUGAGGUCACAGGUCGGCAGGGCCCCAGCUAUGGCUAUAAUGAGAUCCGAACUCAGAUGCUGGAUUAUGUCAUUGAAACUUUCUACCCAGAGAUUCAGCAGAGCCACUCGGACCCAGUGGAGAGGAACACUGCCUUCUUUAGGGAGGUGAUGCUGAGAACAGCCAGACUUGUUGCCCAUUGGCAGUGUGUGGGAUUCUGUCAUGGAGUCCUCAAUACUGAUAAUAUGAGUAUUCUGGGGGUUACACUGGACUAUGGACCAUUUGGCUUCAUGGACCGCUUUGACCCAGAGUUCAUCUGCAACGCCUCUGAUAAUUCUGGCCGUUACUCAUUUCAAGCUCAGCCAGAAAUUUGUCGCUGGAACCUGGCUCGGUUAGCAGAAGCUUUGAACCCAGAUCUGCCCCCAGACCGGGCACAGGCUGUGUUGGAGGAGUACACGCCCCUCUUCAACACAUUCUACUUGAGCAAUAUGAGAAGGAAACUGGGCUUCCUGAGGAAGGAGGAACCAGAGGAUGAGAUGCUCAUCACAAACCUAAUGCAGACAAUGCACAACACAGGAGCCGACUUCACCAACACCUUCCGCUGUUUGAGUCAGAUCUCAUGUCCUACAGAAGGAGAGGCAGUGGAGGAUGGUGAAGUUGUCAAACAGGCCACAGAGCUUCUCCUGCAGCAAUGUGCCUCUCUAGAGGAGCUAAAGGCUGCCAGCAAACCUAGUAUGGACCCACGUGAGUUCUCAAUGCUGCUCUCCUUGGCCCAGAGUAACCCUGCGCUGUUCGGCAUGUUGUCAGAUCGGAGGACGUUGGCCCGGCAGCUGGAGAAGCUCUCUAGGUUAAAGGAGCUGCUGGAAAGCACAGAGGCGGACCUGAAGACCAAGCAGACAGAGGAAUGGACCUGCUGGAUUAAACAGUACAGGCAGCGUCUUGCUCGUGAAUGUGAGGGAGAGUGUGAUGUGAAGGCGGUGCAGGAGGAGAGAGUGCGUGUGAUGGACAGCACCAAUCCUCGUGUAGUGCUUCGAAAUUACAUCGCCCAGAAUGCAAUAGAAGCAGCGGAGAACGGGGACUUCUCUGAGGUUCAGAGAGUUCUGAAAGUGUUGGAGAAGCCGUUUUGCAAACAGGAGGGCUUGGAACUGCCAGGCUGGAUGGUAAGACAAGGAUCAGAGGAGGCACAAGAGAGGGAUGAAGAAGAGGGGCAGAGAGAGGCUGAGGAGUGUGUUACAGGAGCAGAGAACAGAGUGAUUGUGUCUUACGACAGCAAGCCCCCAGCCUGGGCUGCUAAGAUCUGUGUCACCUGAUCAUCAUAAAGCCUUCAGGACAAGUAGCUUAGAGAUUCUCCUCUCUGAGUAUCUGUCUGUGAAGGCUAUUUGAGGUACUGAACUCCUGUCAACCAGUUUAAGAAUAUACAGAAAAAUAAUGGCUGAUUAGCUAUGAUAUUGAAUAUGCAAUUAAACAUUCUAUUCUGUAUAUUUGACUGGUUAUAAAUGAUGACUUAGACCGCCAGUCUGAGAGACAGGUCUUAGUCUGAAAGACAGAGGUUUUGGUACCCUAUAAACCAAAGAGAGUGUGGGUGUGUGCAAGAAAGAAAGAGAGUGAGAGUGAGAGUGUGUGUGUGUGUGUGAGAGAGAGAGAGAGAGAGAGCGCAAAAAAGUCUUAACGCACAAGUUAGGGAGCAGUAUGUAAGCUCCAAAAUGUAAGCGCACAAGUAAUUGAUUUGUUAAUCUUACAACAAAUUAUUAUGUCUGUAAAAUUAAUAUGCAAUUAUGUUAUUAAUGGGUGGCAAUAUCCAAAUGAGCUUAUGCUGGAAUAAAAGGUUUAUGGCCCCUUAGUUUACACAAAUGGAGCAUAUGCCUGAAUGUAGGCCUUACCCUUUCUAGACUUUUAGAUACCGAACAAUAAUUUCAAGCAAUGCUGGUGAAAGUGGUGUAAUAAGAGUGAUUGUUUACCUUCAUAAUCAUUUAGAUAUAAUAAACUGUAAAAAUAGA